This is a messenger RNA of Scomber japonicus (chub mackerel), 1461 nucleotides long. Its product is annotated as cytolytic toxin-alpha-like. The record is from RefSeq and is a predicted model, not a curated record. NCBI's taxonomy places the organism in Eukaryota, Metazoa, Chordata, Actinopteri, Scombriformes, Scombridae. Bases 1 to 1461 code for a protein of 486 amino acids. The transcript has 2 exons.
AUGGCAGCGCUCGGCCGACCUUUCAGCCUCGGGAUGCUGUAUGACUGCCGUAAAGACUCACUCAUCCCUGGCAUGACAUUGUGGGACCUUAAUGAUCUGAAAAACAAUAUACAAGACAAACCUCAGUGCUAUAACAAUUUUGAAAUAGUUGCAUCUGAAUCAAUUGCAGAUAAAUCUUCAGCGUUAAAUGUUGAAGCAUCACUGAAGGCAAGUUUCUUAGGUGGACUGGUAAAGGUUGGAGGAUCUGCCAGAUAUCUGAAUGAUAGUAAAACAUACAAAAAUCAGGCCAGAGUAACACUGAAGUACCAAGCAACCACAAAGAUGCAGCAACUGUCAAUGAAUCAACUUGGAAGAGGUAAUGUGAAACAUCCGUAUGUCUUUAAAGAAGGAAUAGCAACACAUGUAGUCACAGGAAUCCUUUAUGGGGCACAAGCCUUUUUUGUGUUUGACCGUGAGGUGUCUGAUGAAGAAAGUCAUCAAGACAUUCAGGGCAACAUGAAGGUGAUGAUUAAAAAAAUCCCCUGCCUCUCAAUAGAGGGGGAAGGUUCCUUGAAAAUGAACAAUAAGGACAUUGAAAAGGUGGAGAAGUUCUCCUGUAAAUUUCAUGGAGACUUUUUACUGAAGAAAACUCCAACAACCUUUCAGGAUGCUGUACAAGUCUACCAAAGCCUGCCACAACUGCUGGGAACCAAUGGAGAAAAUGCUGUACCAGUGAAGGUCUGGCUGCUGCCACUUGUGAUUUUAGAUUCAUCAGCUGCUAAACUCGUCCGUCAGAUAAGUAUAAGAUUAGUGCAGGAAUGCCAGAGUGUCCUGGAGGACUUCACUGAGCUGGAAAUGAGAUGCAAUGAUGCAAUAAGAACCACCACUGCACAGCAGUUCCCACAGAUUGGUAAAAAACUUAAAACCUUUAAAGAACUUUGCUCUGAGUUCAAACUGGAAUUCCAACAAAACUUGGCAAAGAUACUUCCAUCAAUCCGGGGAGGAGGGGAAGAGGAGGCUGUGCUGGCAGAGAUCCUGAAGAAGAGACGUUCUUCUCCUUUCAACAACACAAGCCUGAACGAGUGGAUGGACUGUAAAGAGAGAGAAAUCUACACUUUACAGUCUUUCACCAACAAGAUGAAAAACACUAAGAUUGUCCCAUCUCAAUGUCAACUUGAUGAGGAAACUCUGAGUGCAGAACAUGCUGUGUGUUUUGUUUUCAUGUCACUGGGAAGUGCUGAACCGUACCUCUCAGCUUUAUCAAACUACUUAAAAGAAAAACCCAAACCAGACAACCCUCAAGAUCCACGUUGUCAUGACAUAGAGAAGGAACAAUGGUUUGCCUCUAAAGAAGUAUCAGAUGCAAUGAGGAUCAAAGUAAUGCUGUUCAGUGAUUUUGCAGAAGCCAACAAGGAGAAUAAGAACAUAAAGUUCCUGACAGUGGGUUUAACAAAUGAGACACAGAAAGGUUCAAGCAUCUGA